AUGUUCAAUACAUUCCUACUUUGUGUGGCUAUGGUUCAGGCAAUUCAGGCCAUACUGACCUCAGACUCUAGCAUUGGAAGACUUGAAGACAUCAGCUCUGGGGCAAAUACUGGCAGAUAUAGCUACCAAGGAUUACUGCGUAAAGUCAAAGAGUCCGGGUUACAUAUGCCAGGUAAGACUCAUUUUACCUUGUCAAGAUCAGGCAUUCUUACAAUGGACACAGAAGCUGCUGAAGAGAAUCUGAUGGAAGAUUACAGUCUGGUGGAUCCAAGGGCCCUGUCAAUGGAAGCAUCUUCCCGUGAAGAGCGUUCACCUAGGAGAUGUGUCCAGCUUUUGGAGUCAUGUGUUGGACAUCUGCCCUGCUGCAGCUCUUGUGCAACCUGUUACUGCCGUUUCUUCAAUGCAAUUUGCUACUGCAGAAAAACUAGCACCAACUGUCACCAGGGCAAAAACUAG
Bufo bufo (common toad) is the source of this 456-nucleotide messenger RNA. It is a transcript of the gene AGRP, whose product is annotated as agouti related neuropeptide. Gene Ontology annotation, molecular function: type 1 melanocortin receptor binding; neuropeptide hormone activity. Gene Ontology annotation, biological process: hormone-mediated signaling pathway; positive regulation of feeding behavior; adult feeding behavior. Bases 1 to 456 code for a protein of 151 amino acids. NCBI's taxonomy places the organism in Eukaryota, Metazoa, Chordata, Amphibia, Anura, Bufonidae. The record is from RefSeq and is a predicted model, not a curated record. The transcript is spliced from 3 exons. Gene Ontology annotation, cellular component: extracellular region.